GAGUUUUGCAACUUUGCUCCCGGUGUUAGAAGGCCGGAACGCCGAACGCGCCGCGGUUUUUUCGCCCUCUGCGGCGGUUUCUAGAACUUGAGACUUUCCGGGCGCCGAAUCUGAAAAGUGCUGUUGUUGUUGUGUAGUGACUUGAAAAUGCACGAUGUCGAAGGUUUUCUCAACAAACUUAGGCAGAUGGGUGCAAACACUAGAGAAAUUGCACACAAGGGCGAAGCUGCGCUACGUAGACAACAGUCGACGGUGCUUGAACUUGGCAACAAGCUGGAGACGAGGAAGCUUGAGCGACCCAAGAAGGCCGUUGAAGAUGAAAUUGAAGACUUGGUACAUUUGAUGCGGCGGUACCAGCUGAUGGUGGAAAUGAAGAAGCGGGAUAUUGAACAGAUGACCGCCCUUGCCGACAUUUAUGACAAGAAACAGAAACGCCUCGAGCUGCACACACUGGCAUUACAGCUGCACGACGUGCUGCAGACAAGGUCAGCAGGAUUGGAGUGUUUGGAGGACAUUGCUGCCAAGUGGGCAGGAUUGCAACUCAUGCUGAUACCUGGGCAUGGCUACCGGAUCUGCCUUACUUUACUGGACCCACGCCAGCCUCAGCGUUGCUGCAGCCUUCUGCUGCUACUUGACAGUAAAGGCAAAUACAAAGUGCUCAAGUGUGAACCUGCCCUGGCCAGCUUGGAUGGAAUUGUGACCGAGCUGAGGCAAACAUGCAACCUGGUGCAGUUUGUACAUCAUUUACGACAGCAAUUCAAGAAACUCUUGCUUGCAGAGACAGUGCAGACUGAGCACAAUGAUGCUUCUGCACAGCAUCAUCUUCUUAAAGUUAUGCCAAUUUUGUAAUGGAAUAAUAAUGUACAAGACAUAAUUUGCCUUCAUUGCUCAGUUGAUGUGCUCUAACAGUUCCUAGGUAUGAAUGCUUUCGUAACGAUAAGUUCUAAUUGGAGCAAUGUUUCCUGCUGCUGCCAAACUAUUGCAGUACUUUGCGUGAGAUAACAGUGCAGUUGUUCCAAUUUAAUCGCUCAACUUGGAUAAAAAAAGAUCCAUGCAGAAUCUCCUUUGGGAGGUGAUGCGUAAUCGUAGGUUGCGGCCUUCCUUAGAACACGCAUGACAUCUUCUUUUUAGCUUUCAUCAGCGUCUCGAAUGGCCCCUUGGAAGGCACGACCACCGGAACGCAUGUUUGGCAUCAAUUAUUGGCAAAGCCGGAAUUUCCCUGAUGUGUAUUAUUCUCCAUGUCGACUUAACGUGUUUUCCUGCAGAAGGCUUUGAUUCCACUACCGUGAAAUUCAACAAAGCCGUCAUAGAGAGCAAUCUUAUGCAUUCGUUUUGCACAGCUGGUACAAGGCAUUCAGAUACAUUCACAGCAUGGAUGUGUAGUAGCCCAGCAGUUAUGGAGUGUGGGGCCCAGGUUCAAACCCAUUACUACCAAGAAAAGUUUUUUGUAUACAUUGGUGUUUUUAUUGAGAUGAUCAAUGACAGAGGGACGCCAGGGAAUUUUCGUUGUUGAGCUGGCGUAAAAAUGCUUACGCAUUUAGUACUGUUUAGCAGCGAGAGCUUUCCUGAAGGCCAGCUUGGCUGUGUACUGAGAACGUUUGAUUAACAUAGCAUUGUGCGUCUGAGAAGCUACAAAUUUGGAAGUCACCUCCCCAGAGAUUUUCAGUUGGGUUGUCAAUUCUUCUGGGCAGCUUGUAUUUUGUGUGGACUUUUGCUGCAUCAUACAGUGUUUGCAUGACACGUUUAUUAGCUGACAUAAAAAAAAAGCAUCUUAUUGGUCGAGAUGCACACAAUAGACCGUUGUCACAAUAGUAAAGCUAGCUUUCCUGUGAUGCAGCUAGCCCAUCUAAUGGCAACUAGUCUCUUCAGCAAACAGCAGUUUCAAGUGGCACUCUUACGUAGAAAAUGUAGACUCAGUUCACAUGAUAUAGACACACAUAAUAGACAAGCCUCAGUACAUGCAACUAGGACCUCGUCUUCACUUGAAGCACGACAGAUUAGUUGGCUGAAUACGCAGCGCAGGGACUUGUGGAAAAGGGUCUGUUGGGUCAAGUCCGUUGCAGCUAAAUGCGAGUCAAGAUGUUAUCGGAGCUUGCUUCAAUUGCAAGUUUGUCAUUCAGCAUGGAAACAAGUUGCUGACAGUUGAGUAGUUUUUUAAGAAAGAUGUCGUACUGUGCACUGCAUGUGUACGUCAAGUUUUCUCCUCUUCACAUCGCAGGGUAUGCCUUUUUUUUUUCAUAAAAUUUACUACAACAGCUAUCUGAAAAAAAGAAGUGCUGACAUCAUACAUAUCAGCACGCACUGACAACCUCAAUAAAGUUGGGAUUCCAUGGUGUCACACAAAAUGUUUUCACGACUCAUUCAUACCAAGAACUCAUCUGGAAUCGCCUUGCCCACUUACAUAACAGAUAAUAACCUAUUUAGUAAACCUAUUGUUAUUUUCUGAAUGUUUAAUAUUUUUUCCUUAGUGCUUGAAAAUGAUUGUUAAUGUAUCCCUGCUGCAAUUUUAAGUCAUUGUCUUGCUGUGCAUUUGUGCCUGUUACUAUGUAUUUGUGCUUGCUUUCUUUUUCUCCUUUUACGUUGCAGUUGUUUAUAUUGUAUUUUUGUCUCCCCACACGCCUCUGCAAUACCAUUGGGCCCCGAGGGUACUACCAAUAAAUAAAUACUAUGCUCCACAAUGAUUCAUUUUUAAAUGCAGUAAAAAAUAACACAAUCCUUUUCACUGCAACACAUUGUGCCUACUUUUGCCCCUAUUAGUGCACUAGACUCGCAGCUGGGCCAGUCAUGCCUGGGAGGCCAACAAGCAGUUGGAGGUCCUCAUUGAUUGCGUCCAGAUGUGACCUUUUCUGGUGUUCUUUCGAGAUCACUUUCAAAAUAACACCUUUGUCAGCAGUGUCCGUUUUGUGGACGAUCGCUCGGAGCUUGUUGCGUCUACCACUACUCAUGCUUGUUACCUGACAUGCGGUGAUGGCACGCAUGGCGCAGGAAACUUGAUGGCGCUUGACCGUCACGAUGGCAGUAGAGCACCAAGUCGAGCUAGUUGGUUGACAUUCAUCGUAAAGGCUUUUGCUAACAAGCACAGACACAAGGAAGAGAAGAAGCACUUCCCAUCUGCUUCUGAAAGAAACCAAGAACCACCUUAGGGACUGCUGUGUUCGGUAGCUGUUCGAGGCAAAAAGAUAAAUACUACACGUGGUUGUGUAAGCGAACCUGUUUGUGAGCUGCGGUCUUUAGAUGCUACUUUGUGACAGCAGCGUAACUUGGUUUUAAAUGGUCCAACAACCUCGGUUCAUGCAGUUGUGAGUCUGUGCACGUCUGGUCUUGUUGUGUCCGUGUUUGUUAGCACAGUUAUUAAAAGCCUUCACAAUAGAGCCAUGGUCUUCUCAUUCACUUGCCAGCCUUUGCUUCUCAGUGGUUGCCUGAACUGUGCCACGAGAAAAGAAACGUCUAUA
Rhipicephalus sanguineus (brown dog tick) is the source of this 3452-nucleotide messenger RNA. RefSeq lists its product as uncharacterized. The record is from RefSeq and is a predicted model, not a curated record. The transcript has 6 exons. Bases 148 to 849 code for a protein of 233 amino acids. Gene Ontology annotation, biological process: chromosome segregation. NCBI's taxonomy places the organism in Eukaryota, Metazoa, Arthropoda, Arachnida, Ixodida, Ixodidae. Gene Ontology annotation, cellular component: Ndc80 complex.